CUGUCGUCUUCACACACCGCUACUCAAUUCAGACAAACUCCAUAGCUAAUCUAGAGAGAGAGAGAAAAGAUGUCGAAAGAAGUGAGCGAAGAGGGACAAGCAACACACAGCCAUGGAAAAGACUACGUGGAUCCUCCACCAGCUCCCCUUCUCGACAUGGGAGAGCUCAAGUCUUGGUCUUUCUACAGAGCUCUCAUCGCCGAGUUCAUCGCCACCCUCCUCUUCCUCUACGUCACCAUAGCCACCGUCAUCGGCCACAAGAAACAAACCGGUCCUUGUGACGGCGUUGGUUUACUCGGUAUCGCUUGGGCCUUCGGUGGUAUGAUCUUCGUCCUCGUCUACUGCACCGCCGGCAUCUCUGGUGGUCACAUUAACCCAGCUGUGACUUUUGGUCUGUUCUUGGCACGUAAGGUGUCUUUGGUGAGAGCUGUUGGUUACAUGAUAGCCCAGUGUCUUGGAGCCAUUUGUGGUGUGGGUUUCGUGAAAGCUUUCAUGAAGACUCCUUACAACACUCUCGGUGGCGGAGCUAACACUGUCGCCCCUGGUUACAGUACAGGAACUGCCCUCGGAGCUGAGAUCAUCGGAACUUUCGUCCUCGUUUACACCGUCUUCUCUGCUACCGACCCUAAGAGAAGCGCUCGUGACUCUCACAUCCCCGUUUUGGCUCCACUUCCAAUUGGAUUUGCUGUGUUCAUGGUGCAUUUGGCAACCAUCCCCAUCACUGGAACUGGAAUUAACCCAGCGAGAAGCUUUGGUGCUGCUGUUAUCUACAACAACGAGAAGGCAUGGGAUGACCAUUGGAUCUUCUGGGUUGGGCCAUUCGUUGGAGCUUUAGCAGCAGCAGCUUACCAUCAAUACAUUUUGAGAGCUGCAGCAGUUAAGGCCUUGGCCUCGUUCCGAAGCAGUGCAACCAACUGAUGAAUGGUGAAGAAAAAAGCUUAAGAUCGUUAUGCUUUUUAUUUUUAUUUGUUGCUUAAUUUGUGUGGUUAAUGAGAGAGAGCUUAAGUUGGUGGAUUGAUGAUUAAUGUUAAUUAUGAAAUGGGUGUAUGAAUUUUUCUUUCUUUCUUUUUCUACCCACUUUGUUAGCUUUUUCAAGAUCUAGUUUAGUUUGGUGUGACUUGUGAAUCAUUUUCCUUUCUUAGUUAUUAUCAUUUUCUCUCUA
This is a messenger RNA of Raphanus sativus (radish), 1162 nucleotides long. Its product is annotated as aquaporin PIP2-7-like. The record is from RefSeq and is a predicted model, not a curated record. Gene Ontology annotation, molecular function: water channel activity. Bases 70 to 918 code for a protein of 282 amino acids. The transcript is spliced from 4 exons. NCBI's taxonomy places the organism in Eukaryota, Viridiplantae, Streptophyta, Magnoliopsida, Brassicales, Brassicaceae. Gene Ontology annotation, cellular component: plasma membrane. Gene Ontology annotation, biological process: transmembrane transport.